Messenger RNA from Saccoglossus kowalevskii, 1249 nucleotides. RefSeq lists its product as uncharacterized. The record is from RefSeq and is a predicted model, not a curated record. NCBI's taxonomy places the organism in Eukaryota, Metazoa, Hemichordata, Enteropneusta, Harrimaniidae.
UCAUUGGGACUCCUCUGUGGUUCAACGAAAUUGGACAGAGAUCGCGGCUUAGUUGAGCUCCAGCGUCUGAUUUCAAACGCCAAAGAAGAAGACAUCGCAGAUAUUGAAACAGCCUUGACGAGUCUCUUGCAGGAUGGGGCUGCUCCAUGGGAACAGAAGCAGGGUGCUCUGAUGGGAUCGAAGUCAGUCGUAUUAACCGAGUCAUGUUCUGAGGAGUUCGCAUUAUGUGUACGUCUUCACUCGCUCCAUCUUUUAAACGACAUCGAAGCGAGAGUUCGACUGGCGGCAGGAGAGGUUAUGGGUGCAUUAUGUAAAAGAGACGGGGUAGAGAUUUAUAUAUCUUCAAAAGACAUCAUUCUUGAAGGCGUACAACUCAACUUAGAUAGACAACCUAUCUCGGAUUCCAGUCACGAAGAAGUCAAGCAAACGGAAGUAUUGAUGGAGAAAUUAGCAUCGUCCCCCGGAAAGGAGUGCCACACUGCAGAUGCGGCUAAAAUAUUUCACGACACGGCAGGUUGGAAGAAUCUUGAGACUUGGAUGAAAUGUCUGCAGUGUGUCAUAGUUGGUUGCGGCACUCAGUUUUCUGAGCAGAUUACACAGGAUUUGUUGGACCUGCUGUUUCAAGCGCUGACACAUACUAAUCGGUUUGUCAGAGAGACUGGUUACUACGUGUGCUCGGCAAUAGUAAGCUGCGGAUCUCAAGAGGAGGACGAAGGAGAACCCAUGGAAAGCGAGUUUUUAAUGGCAGGACAACCAGAUGAAAACCCCAUUGUACUUCACGGCAACGAAUUUGCCCUGCAUCUUUCAAAUGGUUUAGCGGACAACUGGAGUCAGGUAAGGUUAGCAGCGUCCGUAGCCACCAGACAGUUCAUCAUGAAUCUACCGAAUGAAGAAGCCAGACAGAUAUUUUAUCCGAUACUUAUACCCAGGAUGUGUCUUAAUAGGUACUAUGUUGCAGAGGGUGUUCGCAUCUACUCUCAAGAAACAUGGAGAAGAGUUCACAGGAAGUCACGGAAAAGAACUAGUAGAAACUUACAUUGCUGACACAGUGGAAUACUAUAUAGCUCAGACGUUAGCUGAUAACCAUGCAGUACGGGAAGCUGCCUGCGCCUGUAUAGCUGAAUUAGGGAUCAAAGGUAAAAAAAAAUAGUCUUUGAUCUUUUUGUUGAGAUUGUUAAAAAGCCAAAAUGGAUCCAAAAUAUUAAGGAAAAUCUGUGACAGAAUUACUUAUAUAGAAACAGAUUAUACU